Molecule: messenger RNA, 4591 nt
Organism: Pantherophis guttatus
Lineage: Eukaryota; Metazoa; Chordata; Lepidosauria; Squamata; Colubridae
Gene: NAA15
Product: N-alpha-acetyltransferase 15, NatA auxiliary subunit
Biological process (GO): N-terminal peptidyl-methionine acetylation
Cellular component (GO): NatA complex; cytoplasm
Molecular function (GO): protein binding
Source: RefSeq, a predicted model, not a curated record
CUGGCGGCCAUUUUGGCGGCGCCUCCUCUCUCUGGCCUGCUCAGUUACCACGUGAACCGGCCUCCGCCUGGGGCUUGCUGCGGAGCAGGGGUAACCGGGCACAGGCAUCCCGGCGGCAAGGGAAGCCGCACAGAGUUAGAAGGGGAAGUUGCCGUAGCAAACGACGGCAGUGCUGGUGGUAGCGACGCCCUGGCGUGGAGUCCCUCCUGAGAGGCGGCGGUAGGGGUGGUGAUCAAGGGAGCAGGUUCACCGGCCCGGUCGUAGCAAGAAGGGCGGAGGCGGCGGCGGCGGCGGCGACAGCAAUAGCAGGGACAAUGCCGUCAGUGAGCCUCCCGCCGAAGGAAAACGCGCUCUUCAAGCGCAUCCUGAGGUGCUAUGAACACAAACAGUACAGGAACGGUCUGAAAUUUUGCAAACAAAUACUUUCUAACCCAAAGUUUGCAGAACAUGGGGAAACCUUGGCUAUGAAAGGAUUGACAUUAAACUGCUUAGGUAAAAAAGAGGAGGCAUAUGAACUGGUUCGAAGGGGGCUAAGAAAUGAUUUGAAGAGUCAUGUCUGCUGGCAUGUCUAUGGUCUUCUUCAAAGAUCAGACAAGAAAUAUGACGAAGCCAUCAAAUGUUACAGAAAUGCACUGAAAUGGGAUAAGGACAAUCUCCAAAUCUUGAGGGACCUUUCACUGCUACAAAUUCAAAUGAGGGAUCUAGAAGGUUACAGGGAAACUAGGUAUCAGUUACUUCAGCUGAGACCUGCACAGAGAGCAUCAUGGAUUGGAUAUGCUAUAGCUUAUCAUUUGCUGGAAGACUAUGAAAUGGCAGCAAAGAUUUUGGAGGAAUUUAGGAAGACCCAGCAGACCUCUCCUGAUAAAGUAGACUAUGAGUAUAGUGAGUUGCUAUUGUAUCAAAAUCAAGUUCUCCGAGAAGCAGGACUUUAUAAAGAAGCUUUGGAUCAUCUUGGAACCUAUGAAAAGCAAAUCUGUGACAAGUUAGCCGUUGAGGAAACUAAAGGAGAACUUCUGUUACAACUCUGCAGGCUGGAAGAGGCAGCUGAGAUUUAUAGAGGAUUGCAAGAAAGAAAUCCUGAAAAUUGGGCUUAUUAUAAAGGUUUAGAAAAAGCACUUAAACCAGCUAAUAUGUUAGAGAGGUUCAAAAUCUAUGAAGAGGCCUGGACUAAAUACCCAAGGGGACUAGUUCCAAGACGACUGCCAUUAAACUUUUUAUCGGGUGACAAGUUCAAGGAGUGUUUGGACAAAUUUCUGAGGAUGAAUUUCAGCAAAGGCUGCCCGCCAGUUUUCAAUACAUUACGGUCGCUAUACAAGGAUAAAGAAAAGGUGGCAAUUAUAGAGGAACUAGUGGUGGGUUAUGAAACUUCUCUGAAAGGUUGCAGGCUGUUUAACCCAAAUGAUGAUGGUAAAGAAGAACCUCCAACUACUUUACUCUGGGUCCAGUACUACUUGGCACAGCAUUAUGACAAAAUUGGGCAGCCAUCCAUAGCUCUAGACUAUAUAAAUGCUGCAAUAGAAAGCACACCUACCUUGAUAGAACUGUUCCUUGUGAAAGCUAAAAUCUAUAAGCAUGCUGGAAACAUAAAAGAAGCUGCAAGGUGGAUGGAUGAGGCUCAGGCACUGGACACAGCAGAUAGAUUUAUCAACUCCAAAUGUGCAAAGUACAUGUUAAAAGCCAGCUUGAUAAAAGAAGCUGAAGAAAUGUGUUCUAAAUUUACAAGGGAAGGAACAUCAGCUGUGGAAAACCUGAAUGAAAUGCAGUGUAUGUGGUUCCAGACAGAAUAUGCCCAAGCUUAUAAAACAAUGAAUAAAUUUGGAGAAGCACUUAAAAAAUGUCAUGAAAUUGAAAGACAUUUUGUAGAAAUCACAGAUGACCAGUUUGACUUCCACACAUACUGUAUGAGGAAAAUUACACUUCGGUCAUAUGUAGACUUGUUAAAACUAGAAGAUGUACUUCGACAGCACCCAUUUUAUUUUAAAGCUGCAAGAAUUGCCAUAGAAAUAUACUUGAAGCUCCAUGAUAACCCUCUGACGGAUGAAAAUAAAGAACAUGAAACUGAUACAGCAAAUAUGUCUGAUAAAGAGUUAAAGAAGCUACGCAAUAAACAGAGGAGAGCUCAGAAAAAAGCUCAACUGGAAGAAGAAAAAAAGAAUGCUGAAAAAGAGAAGCAGCAACGAAAUCAGAAAAAGAAAAAAGAUGAUGAUGAUGAAGAGAUUGGAGGGCCAAAGGAAGAGCUUAUUCCUGAGAAAUUGGCAAAGGUUGAAGCACCUUUGGAAGAAGCUAUUAAGUUUUUAACUCCGUUGAAGAAUUUGGUGAAGAACAAAAUAGAAACCCAUCUUUUUGCCUUUGAAAUUUACUUCAGGAAAGAAAAAUUUCUUCUUAUGCUACAAUCUGUGAAGAGAGCAUUUGCUAUUGAUCCUAAUCAUCCAUGGCUUCAUGAGUGUAUGAUACAUCUCUUCAGCAGUGUUUCUGAAAGUAAAGAUCUACAAGAAACGGUCAGGACAGUGUUGAAUCAAGAAAUGAAUCGACUUUUUGGGGCAACUAAUCCAAAGAACUUCAAUGAAACUUUCCUUAAACAGCACUAUAAUUCUUUACCACAUAGAUUGUCUGCUGCCAAAAUGGUAUACUAUUUGGAUUCUACAAGCCAGAAAAGAGCUGUGGAACUGGCAACUUCACUUGAUGAAUCUCUAGCAGACAGAAAUCUUCAGACAUGCAUGGAGGUAUUGGAAGCAUUGAAUGACAGUAGCCUUGGAGACUGUAAAGAGGCAGCUGAAGUGUACAGAGCAAAUUGUCAUAAGCUUUUCCCAUAUGCUUUGGCUUUUAUGCCCCCUGGAUAUGAAGAAGAUAUGAAGAUCACAGUUAAUGGAGACAUAUCUGCAGAAACUGAAGAAUUGGCCAAUGAAAUAUGAACUUUAAAAGGAGUGGAAUGAUUUUGGACUGUAUCUGGUGUAUAAUAUUUUUGUCACGCACCUGCUGAAUUGUUCUAACUUACAGAGAAUGGAAGGAGAAAAAAAGUUGCCUUCAAAGUUUUACUUUUUUUUAUCCUGCUGACGAAGUAUAUAAUAUAAAGUAACGUAUUGCUGGAAAUAGAUGGCUCAAUUAAAGAAAAUUAAAGAAAAGCUAAGCACUGCUAAAAUUGAAAAGUAUCCCUUAUCUACAUACCCGGUUUUUAAACUAAUUUAUAUGGAAUCUGAAGGCUUAACACCCCAUUGGAGCAGGUGUGUGGCAGAAAUAUUACUUUAAAUUUGUCUUGUUGAGAUAAGUAUCUCAGACAGCAAAAAAUGCUGUUUUAGCACUGGAUCCUUUUCACUGAGCACAAAAAGUUGUUGGGGCUUUAGCAUCUGACUGAUUUUGAUACAGAGAUGAUUCUACCCUUUGGAAGUAUGCAAUGUGAAUCACUAUUUGCAAACAAACCUGCAACACAUAUUUAAUGUUGUUGUAGAGACUGGGACUUAAAAUAUGAAGCAAAAUAACGAAACAUAAGGUGUUCAGAAAGCUUGUUGUGUCUCCGAAAUUCACUGCACGUGAUCAGUUUGGUGUUCUUGCACCACAGUUUUUAAAUGAAGGAACUGGUUAGAAUAUAUUUUUUUUAAUUCAGUUUUGAAAAAAAAAUAAUUGAUGUUUAGGAGAUGUGAAUGACAACAAUGUUGGCUAAUUUUUUUAAAAAAACUGUAAUGCAAGAACAAAUGAAUUAUGCACUGUGAUGUGGCACCAACUCAUUAGAAAGACAGCAUGUAGUUUUCACGUACAGUGAAAAUAUAAAUGAUAUUCAUUCAACUAUGGAUUGAAAUUUUUAAGAGAUGAACUCCUGACUAUGAAUUUGACUGAUUGAGAGACUAAUUGUUUAAAACCUCAGCAGGCCUUGUUCACGUUAUGCAGGAAAAAAAAGUGCUGCAGUUUAGAUACCUCUGAAACUUUUCCACAGUGUCACAGGUUUGUAAUACUUGAAGCCCUACAUUUCUAAGAAUAUAUUUCUUGCUCAGUUAUUUCAGGCAAGCCCAUGACUUUGUAACUUUUAAGGGGCCCAAGAUUUUUUUUCAAUAACAGACCAGCUUCUUAUCCCUGCAGUUACAGAUGUAAUUUCCUUUGUCAAACAUAAGGUACCAAAUAUAAUGCAAUAAAAUGUUUUGAAAAAGAGUUGUGUGACUAUAGAAUUUGAAAACUGCUGUCAGGAGAUGUAGUGCAAGUUCAGCGUAACAUCAUAAAAGAUUUAUAUUAGUGUUGGUGAAAUCCCACAAUGCAUAAUGCGACAGUGUUUGGAGACACUACUCCCCCGUCCCCCCUCUCCUUCAAUAAAGCUAACCAUAAUGACUGCCACUGUGAAUAAUGAUUUGCAAUUUGGCAAUCAUGGGUGCUCAAAUUAGUAAAUACCUCUGUGAAAUAUAUCCCCACAAAGAUAAUGCGAAUUUAUAUGAAUUAGAAAAUUUGCAAUCAGAAAUUGAAAGUACAGUGUAGAAAAUGCUAAAAACAAAUGCCAGUAUGAAAAAAAUCAAAACAACUAACACUUUGUGAUUUUCAUUGUUGUACAUCUCUUUAGAGAUAUCAUUACUCUUUCUGUGAUAAGAACAAUUUAAAAGUAUUGACUGAU